AGAAAAAAAGAGCAGUCUCUCUCGCAUUGGGCACGCAAAGUCCAAAGUUCCAAACCCCACAUAAAAGCGAUCCCUCCCCCCCGCCUCAAAUCUUACCGUCUUUUUUCUUUGGGAAAAAUCAAAUAUUCAUUUGUUUUUCUCUGACUCUUUAAUAUUUUCCGUCGAUUUUGUUCUCAUAUAAUCAUUAACGUUGUAAACAACUUUCAUUCGGGAAUACCACUUCUUCCUUCUGCACCAGGGCGCGCGCGCGCACUCGCACUCGCACAGAUCCAUUUUUGGGGGGGUGGGGUGGGGGGUUUUGAUUCACAUCGGAUUUGUGUUUUCGCUUUCACCUUUUUUAAACGAUCGAUUACUAUGGGUGGCGUGGGUGAUUCCAGUGAGCCGAGAGUCGGUGGUGGUGGUGAAGAAGAACAAGUGGUGCCGAUCAAUAUCCGGUGCUCCAACGGUUCGAAAUUCGCUGUGAGGACCAGCCUCCAGUCCACCGUUAGCGCAUUCAAAGCGGUUCUGGCUCAGAAUUGCGACGUCCUAGCUGAUCAGCAGAGGUUGAUUUACAAAGGUCGCAUCUUGAAAGAUGAUCAAACCCUAGAAAGCUAUGGUUUGCAGGCAGAACACACUAUUCACAUGGUUCGUGGGUUUGCUUCAGCUGGAUCAACUCCUGCUGCUGCUGCAAACGUAACUUCUACAGGUAACUCUGGAAGUCCCAACAACGGUCCAGGUGUUACACGUGGUGUUGGUUCAAAUGAAGGUGGGGGAUUGGGAAAUCUUGGUGCAUCUUUAUUUCCUGGACUUGGCUUCAAUGCCCUAGGCAGUGGGGAGGCUCCUGGUUUGUUUGGAGCUGGACUGCCAGAGUUUGAACAAGUGCAGCAACAAUUGACUCAGAAUCCAAACAUGAUGAGGGAAAUAAUGAACAUGCCUGCCAUGCAGAGCCUAAUGAACAACCCUGAGUUAAUGCGCAGCUUGAUUAUGAACAAUCCUCAGAUGCGUGAGAUCAUCGACCGUAAUCCAGAGCUUGCUCACGUACUUAAUGACCCUGGGAUUCUGCGACAGACAGUAGAAGCUGCAAGGAACCCUGAGCUUAUGCGUGAGAUGAUGCGAAACACUGACAGGGCGAUGAGCAACAUUGAAUCUUCCCCAGAGGGAUUUAACAUGCUCAGAAGAAUGUAUGAAAAUGUUCAGGAACCAUUUCUGAAUGCUACAACUAUGGGUGGAAAUGCUGGAAAUGAUUCGAGUUCAAACCCGUUUGCAGCACUUUUCGGAAAUCAAGGUGGGACACAAGUCAGGGAUGGUGCUAAUAACCCCUCGACUACUGGUUCUGAAACAACCAGUGGGCUUAUUUCUCCAAAUACAAACCCACUCCCUAACCCUUGGAACAAUACCACCGGAGGUACGCAGACAACAACUACGCAGCCAAAUCCUGCCGGGGAUGCAAGGGCACCUGGUAUUGGUGGUCUUGGAGGGCUUGGUCUCCCCAAUAUGGAGCACAUGCUUAAUGGAAUGCCAGAUGCUACUAUAAUGAACCAGCUUUUGCAAAACCCAGCUGUAUCACAGAUGAUGCAAAGCUUGCUAUCUAAUCCCCAAUAUAUGAAUCAGAUUCUCAGCCUCAACCCGCAAUUACGUGGCAUGGUAGAUACAAACCCUCAAUUAAGAGAAAUGAUGCAAAACCCAGAUCUUCUACGUCAAUUAACUAACCCCGAGACAAUGCAGCAAAUGCUAGCUUUACAGCAAUCACUCACGUCUCGGCUUAAUCAACAGCAAUCAACAUUGGAUCAAGCUCGGACUGGUGGGACUCCAGGAGCACCGAAUAAUGCUGCUGCACUGGAGUUGAUGAUGAACAUGUUUGGAGGUCUUGGAGCUGGGAGUUUGACCGUUCCAAAUAACCCAGAUGUACCCCCGGAGGAACUGUAUGCAACUCAACUUUCACAGCUCCAAGAAAUGGGUUUCUUUGAUACUCAGGAGAAUAUCAGGGCACUGCGUGCUACGGCGGGGAAUGUCCAUGCUGCGGUGGAGCGACUUUUGGGGAAUUCCGGGCUAUAAAGCUCAUUUGGACUUUGUAAGAAUCGUUAAUUUGGACGAGAGCCUUUGUAAAGGCACUCGAUGUCCAGACAAACAUUCCAUUUUGAGCGUGUUAAUAAGCGAGAGGACACGCUAUGAUAGAGCCGUGAGAUUGUGAGUUACAAGCAUUUGCUGUACCGAAUUAUUUUGGUGCCCUUCCACUGUCUGUGUCUCGUGUACAUACACACAAUUUACAUAUAUUUUCUAUG
Juglans regia (Persian walnut) is the source of this 2261-nucleotide messenger RNA. Its product is annotated as ubiquitin domain-containing protein DSK2a-like. Lineage: Eukaryota; Viridiplantae; Streptophyta; Magnoliopsida; Fagales; Juglandaceae. The record is from RefSeq and is a predicted model, not a curated record. Gene Ontology annotation, biological process: ubiquitin-dependent protein catabolic process. Gene Ontology annotation, molecular function: polyubiquitin modification-dependent protein binding. The coding region runs from base 355 to 2034 and encodes 559 amino acids. Gene Ontology annotation, cellular component: cytosol. The transcript is spliced from 8 exons.